Messenger RNA from Thrips palmi, 382 nucleotides. RefSeq lists its product as uncharacterized. The transcript has 3 exons. Lineage: Eukaryota; Metazoa; Arthropoda; Insecta; Thysanoptera; Thripidae. Bases 164 to 382 code for a protein of 72 amino acids. The record is from RefSeq and is a predicted model, not a curated record.
CCGAUAUAUAUAAGAAGUGGCGCCACAUUUCGCCUCUCACUCGACGUGGUUGCAGUCCGGAGUGUGGAGUGGCGUGGAUUGGCGUAGCGUAGCGUAGCGGUGCGCGAGUGUUGCUCCUCUGAUUCCUUCCGGCGUGCCUGGCUGUGUCAUCCAUCCUUCCGUCAUGGCCGCCUCCAUGUGGAUAUGUGUCGCCGCCCUCGUUCUCGCCUCAGCAGGCCUGGGCCACAGCAGGAGUCUGCCGGCGGCGCGUGACCAGGGACAGCUGCCCCCCGUGCCGGGCUACAUCCCCGUCUACAUCCAGAGCGGGGACUCGCCGCCCGACGUGCAGCGCCUGUACGAGUCGCACCGCACCCUGGCCAGCCAGGGCCACGUGCCUCAGUGA